Messenger RNA from Boleophthalmus pectinirostris (great blue-spotted mudskipper), 2474 nucleotides. RefSeq names its product putative methyltransferase NSUN7. The coding region runs from base 1 to 2019 and encodes 672 amino acids. NCBI's taxonomy places the organism in Eukaryota, Metazoa, Chordata, Actinopteri, Gobiiformes, Gobiidae. Gene Ontology annotation, molecular function: methyltransferase activity. The transcript has 14 exons. The record is from RefSeq and is a predicted model, not a curated record.
AUGGAGGACUCUGAACACCUGGAGCACACCGCCGAUGGCCAAACUCAAGAGGGCUUCUCUGACAGAGUCUACCUUCUGGCAUCAGUCAUCUUCCAGAACAAUUACCUGGAGAAGCCAGCUGCUCAAACACUGGUGAAUUAUGGCAAGAAAAGGACUCUCUCUCUGCCUGAGGUCACUGAUGGUGAGAUGCAGCGAGCAGCCUACGAACUGGCUUUUAAUUCUCUCAAAUAUCAAGAGCUACUAGAAAGCAUCAUCCUUGACAGUACUUUUUACCUUUCACAGCCACUCCCAGAUGAUCAGAUGAGCCUUGCUGUUGUCAUGCUCUUCGACUUUCAAGACCGAAAGUUUAUCCCUCGUAAAUGUGAGAAUACUGAUGAGGAUGUAAAAGAAGUGAGAGAAGUGGAGCUCCACCUCCUCAGAUUUACAGCCAAGUUUGCCGCUUCCCUGGCCCGCUGGAGGAUCAAACAUGAGCUGCUGUCCAUUGAGUGUAUGCUGCCAGAGAGUGUGAGGAUAAAACAGGAGAGAGCCAGCAGCCUUAUGCUUUAUGCCUGGGUCAACUCUCUGAAGAGCAGUCUUGACGAGGUGCAGAGAGUGCUGAACGGAGCGGGCUUCUACAGGGUAAGAUCAGUGGGGCAGCUGCAGGGGAAGACCUUCUGCCAAGACCCACACUGUGAGGAUCUACUGGUGUUCCCGGCUCCAUUGAGACUGCACCUGGAGCCCACCAGCCUGCUUAGUAACCACAAGCUCAUCGUUCAGGAUAAAGCCUGCUGUCUGGGCCCAAACGCAGUGCGCCCUUUGUUACAAGAGGCUGAAAAUGGAGAUGUUCUUAUGGCUGGGUGUUUCUCUGGCCUGACUGUCGCACACACAGAAUCACUAAUUGCAAUGAAACAAAAAUCCAUGGGCAAUGACAAAUCCACUGUCUUUGUGUGCGUGGGAGACAGGACGGAGGCUCAGAGGGAGAAGCUACAGCGGGCUGUCAAUGCAAUGGGCUGCAAAAAUGUGAAACUGAUACCGAAGAGCUUUCAGUCUCUGGACAGAAGCGACAAGCAGUUUCAGAAAGUGCAGGUCAUCCUAUUAGCCCCCAGAUCUUCACUUUCAUCAAUCAGCAACCCGGUUGAGUUUAUACUGCAAGAGGAUGGAGAUACGGAGCUGCUACAGGACCUAGCUCGGGGAUCCAUCGCCAAGAGCAAACUGGAGUCUCUGGUUGUGCAGCAGAAGAAGGAUAUUGAUCAUGCCAUGCAGUUUCCCAAGAUACUGUCAGUGAUCUACACCACCUACUCAUCGUACCCUGAAGAGAACGAGGAGGUGGUCCGAGGCGUGUUUGAACAAGCUCCUGCCUGUGGGGGGAAUGGUCAGAGUCAAACAAGCCUCUCCUCGUUCAGCUUUCCUUUAGACUCAAAGGACCUUUUAUUCAAGAUGGAGCCCACAGAACACAACAAUGGCUGCUUCAUGGCUAUUUUCACCAGAAAGGAUCCCCAACAUGUCAAAGAUCCCGUAACAGAAGAUUCAGUAGAGGCGGCAGAGACAAUGGAAAAACCACAACGUAAAAGAUCUCAAGCUCAACUCAAAAGAAGAGAAACCAAAUCCAACACUGGCAGUGGAACCUCCUUAAAGAAGAGUUCAGUGCCUUCACCCAAAGUCAACGAGUCCGGCGAGGCACAACUGGCCAGAAUAAACUCCAGAGAUUCCAAAAAAAACCCCAAACUUGAACCCCUUCAGAAACCUUACAGCUGGAGUAAUACUAUUCGCCUGAAUCACUUUCCACAACAGACUGUGCCGAAGCUCAAAGAGUCCACCCCAAUAGUCCUACCCAAGAUUAAUUCUAGUGGCUUCAAGCGAUCCCCGAAACUGGAGCCUUAUGGGAAAUCCAAUCGUUGGAACAAAGUGGUCCAUCCUUAUCCUACUACCCAGGAAGUGCUCAAGCCAACAGUGAUCUCUCUACCACAGGAGGACUUCCCUGCUCUAUUCCCCCCUCACGUACGCCCCAAAUAUAGAGCCAGUUUCAACAAUCACAUGUGAAGUCUUUUCGGCUAGAAACCUUCAUACUCAGUCAGCUGGAUGGUGAAAUAGCCACUGCCAUCAAAUGAAACUCUAAAAUGGAUGAGAAUCAGUAUUAAAUAUAAUAUAUAAUUGUAUAGUCAAGAGGCUUUUGUUUUGAUAAUGCGUUUAUUGUCACAACAUAUUUGUACAUUUACACUCAGUGAAAAUGGUGGCAAACAGAACAGAUAUGACUUUAACUUUCAGAGCGUCUAGUUUUAUGUGAGAGAGUGCCUUUUGCGUUGGACUGCAUCACUGAGUUCACGUGGAGGUGAGGUGGUGGCCCCGAGCCAUAGGAGCAGUGUGAAGGGUUUCAAAGAGCAGUGACAGCAAAAUGCUUUACUGCGAUGUGCUCAUAUUUAUGUGUCUGUGACCCAGAGCUGACAGUCUGCAGAGCUUCUGAGAGAGGGGGGUAUAGAGUUUACCGCUAUAAUACG